Molecule: messenger RNA, 1517 nt
Organism: Cuscuta campestris
Lineage: Eukaryota; Viridiplantae; Streptophyta; Magnoliopsida; Solanales; Convolvulaceae
Source: the annotation of a GenBank genome assembly
GAGAGGUCUUUAAGCACUGGACAGCGAGGUCUUUAAGUCUUGGACAACGAUUCAAGGACGUAAUGCACAGGGCUGCGAGGACAUUAUGCACUGGGCUGCGAGGACAUUAUGCACUAGGAAAGAAUGCAGCGAGGCUCAUUUUUAAUGUGUGCAUUGAUGAGGGAAUGGGAGUCACUGAGGCAUUCCAAGUGGCGGCGAUUAUUCAUGUGCUCCCGCCAGCUUGGGAUGAGUUCCGAAGCUAUCUCAAGCUCAAACGGAAAGAAAUGACUUUAGAACAGUUGCUUGUUCGUCUCCGGAUCCGUGAAGAGGGCCUCACUCGCGAGAAGAAAGUAGCUGUUGCUAAGGCCAAUGUGGUGGAGCAUCCAUCCAAAGAGGGUUCUUCCAAAGGGCCCAAGCCGAAUAAGGACAAGAAGAAGAUUGGUCCUAAAGGAGGCGUCGCGAAGCCCAAGUUCGCGGGGAAAUGCUACAAGAAGCCUCAGAAGAAGAAGCAGAAGAAGGAAGAAGCUCUCUGCUCGGAGCUAGAUGCUAUGGACCUUUGUGCUGUCGUGACAGAGGUCAACCUGCGCAUCCUAUCAUUGCAUAAGUGCGCGCUUAAUCUUGUCCUGGCUGUUGAUUCUGAUUUCUUUGUUGAUUUGUUUCUGGAGUCAUAUGUUGACUUUGCUUUGGUUGUGGUGCGAUCGUUUGACUACGAGUGUUGCUUGCACAUGGGUAGUGCUCGGCAUCACGGCAAACAGUUUCAGAAACCAAAGCAUCACAGGAAACAAAAUGGAUCAAAGCAUGACAGCAAACAAAAUGGAGCUGUCUUGGUCACUGCCUGGGCUGUUUUUUUUGGAGCUAAAGGUUGGCCAAAGUUUGUGUUGAUGGAGAAUGUUGUUGAUCUUUUAAAAUUUCCAAGUGGGUUUCUUGGGAGAUAUGCUUUAAGCCGGCUUGUAGGGAUGAAUUAUCAGGCACGGAUGGGUAUGCUUGCAGGUGGAGCGUAUGGCCUCCCACAAUUUCGCAGGCGUGUCUUUUUGUGGGGUGCCCUUCAAGGAGAAAAGUUGUCACAAUUUCCUUUGCCAGCCCACAAAGUUGAUAGUAGAGGCGUCAUUUCCAAAGAGUUUGAGUGCAACAAUGUUGAUUAUGAAAACCAUGAUGUCAACCUAAAGGACGCACUCUUUCUUGAAGAUGCCAUUUCCGAUCUUCCAAAGGUUGAGAAUACUGUGGUUAGAGAAGAGAUGCAUUAUGUUGAUGAUCCAAAAACUCAUUUUGAGCAGUUUAUAAGACUUGGGCGAGAAGGUGUGCUUGGACAAGUUUUGUAUGAUUGAUAGGCGUGUCGUAGCACCUACAAAUUAAUUUAUUAUUUUCCUUAACCUAAAUCCUCCUUUAUUAAUUAAUAUUCAUUAAAACAUAUAUAUAGGAUAAGUAAGGGUCGAUCCCACGAGGAAAGAUACAUUUUAUGGUUAUGAAAAUCAGUUCUCUUGUCACUUUUAUUGAAUAUAAACUAAUUAAAAUCUAAAAAAUAAACUAAAGGAUAUUGG